Molecule: messenger RNA, 1963 nt
Organism: Raphanus sativus (radish)
Lineage: Eukaryota; Viridiplantae; Streptophyta; Magnoliopsida; Brassicales; Brassicaceae
Product: zinc finger CCCH domain-containing protein 26
Exons: 7
Coding region: 461-1801 (446 amino acids)
Molecular function (GO): mRNA binding; metal ion binding
Source: RefSeq, a predicted model, not a curated record
UUAUUUAAAUCCCAAUUUUUAUUUUCAUCGCUUUCACAUUGAAACACAUUAACAUUGCGAGAGAGAGAACCAAAAAGGAAGAUCCGAAAAUUUUCCCCGGAAAAUCUCAGAUUGUGGGAAAAAAGAAAAGGGAAAAAUUUUCAUUCUAAUUGGAAUAUUUUCUCUUUUAGAUUUUUUUUCUUUUUGAAAAUAAUAAAUUUGAAAGAAGAGGAUCGUUUUAACAUUUGCUCUUCUUCUUUGGUUGAUCUUUGAUCAGAGAAAAAGAAACAAAUCUAUUUCCUUUAUUUAAUAAUCACAGAUUUGUCCUCUUUGUUGUUGUUGUUGUUAAUCAUUGUGAUCAUCGUCUCUUCUUACACACUCAAAAGAGGAUCUGUCUCUGGUUUUUCCUCCAAAGACACAGACAAAUACCAGUUUUUGAUUCUUUUGUGUCUGUUACUGUGUGUUUGUGUUAUAACGAGCCAUGUCUGAAACGCAGCAGGUUCAAAACUCUUCUGGGUCAAUUCAAUCUUCCGAAACCAUUGAAGAUACCUUCAGGAGGAUGACAGUUAACGAACCUUAUCCUGAUCGUCCCGGUGAGCGAGAUUGCCAGUUCUUUCUAAGAACUGGGCAGUGUGGCUAUGGAAACAGCUGCCGUUUUAACCACCCUCUUUCUCAUCUUCCUCAGGGUGUCUUGUAUCACAGAGACGAACUGCCUGAGAGGAUUGGAGAGCCAGAUUGUGAGUAUUUUCUGAAGACAGGAGCAUGCAAAUAUGGCUCAACAUGUAAAUAUCACCACCCAAAAGACAGGAACGGUGCUGGACCCGUGCUGUUCAAUGUUCUCGGUUAUCCUAUGCGACAGGGUGAGAAGUCAUGCCCAUAUUACAUGCAGAAAGGAGUGUGUAGAUUCGGAGUUGCCUGCAAAUUCCAUCAUCCUCAUCCUAAUCCUCAGCCUCAUAAUGGCCAUUCUUCUCCAUAUGGAAUGUCUAGCUUUCCUUCUGUUGGGUUUCCUUAUGGAGGUGGGUUGACGAUGAUGUCUUUGCCUCCUGCAACAUAUGGAGUUAUGCCACCACCUCCUCCUCCUCCUGCAAACUAUGGAGCCAUGCCGCGUCCUCAAGUUCCUCACCCUCAGGCCUAUAUGCCCUUCAUGGUCGCUCCUCCUCAGGGCUGGUCUACUUACAUGGCUGGAACUAACCCCAUUUAUUAUGUGAAAAGUCAACCUGACUCCAGCUCCAGUGCAUCUGUGCCUGUGGGAGUCACGUCGCAUCAGUCCAGUCUCUCUGAAUCACCUGAAUGUAGGUUUUUCAUGAACACUGGAACCUGUAAAUAUGGAGAUGAUUGCAAAUACUUUCAUCCCAAAGAAAGGAUGUUAAUAUCACCACCAAAUCUCCUAAACCAUGUUCUUCCAGCUAGACCAGGACAACCAGCUUGUGGUAACUUCAAGGCCGGGUUCUGCAAGUACGGAGCAAACUGCAAAUUUGCUCACCCACUGCCACUAAACCCUUACGAUGGCACAAGCCUGGUCAUGCCUUCUCUGCCUUAUUCUUCACCUGUUACAACUCAUCAUCUGCCAAGCCGGUCUGACUCAUCUGCUCUCUCCAAUGGUAAUAAACCUUCUACAGGGACUGAGAAACAAGACGAAAGAUCAGACAAGUCUGAAGUGCAGGAGCCAUCACAGCUAAACAUCUCUGAUGCAACCGCCUUGUCUAAUGGUAAAUCUGAUGCAGAGAGUCCAAGUUCAGAGACUAAGAAAAACGAAUCUUCCGAUAAUGCUUCACAACUGGACAAGUCAGGAAAGCAGGACUCAUCCGAUAAUGCUUCAUGAUCAUGAUGAUCUCAGAAUCAAAUAUCUGACAAUCUCAAAUGAUCCCCUUCCCUUUUUUGUCAAUUUAUUUUUGGAAGGAGAUCUUGGAAAUGGUUUAUCUUCUUACUAGGAUAUGAUCCGCGCCUUGCGCGGGGUGAAAAAAUUAAUAAAUUAUUUUACGUA